Molecule: messenger RNA, 2472 nt
Organism: Panicum virgatum (switchgrass)
Lineage: Eukaryota; Viridiplantae; Streptophyta; Magnoliopsida; Poales; Poaceae
Product: wall-associated receptor kinase 2-like
Exons: 4
Coding region: 16-2346 (776 amino acids)
Biological process (GO): cell surface receptor signaling pathway; protein phosphorylation
Cellular component (GO): plasma membrane
Molecular function (GO): polysaccharide binding; ATP binding; calcium ion binding
Source: RefSeq, a predicted model, not a curated record
UUGUAGUAGCCUACAAUGUCGCAAACCUCUGCAGCAGCUGUGCUAAUACCAGUGGCGCUGAUGUUGGUGAUGGCGGCGUUGCAGCUCCCGGCCGCAGCCACGCCGCCGCCAGCGCAGCAGGCACCAAGGAUGAUAGGGCAGCCCAACUGCAGCACCACCUGCGGGAACGUGAGCGUGCCGUACCCUUUCGGCUUCGGGCCCUCGCGCUGCUACUGGCCGGGGCUCAACCUCACCUGCGACACCAGCCACGGGCCACCGCAGCUGCUCCUCGGCGACGGCACCCUCCGGGUCACCGACAUCUUCCUCCGCAACGCAACCGUGCGCGUCAUGCGCGCCGGCCUCAUCCUAAACGCAACCGGCAACCUCACCUCCAACGGCUGGAACGUCCCGUUCGGCCGCGGCUUCACGGAGCACGCUUAUUACCUUUCGAGAGCCAACGAGCUCGUUGUCUCCGGCUGCAGCGUGGUGGCGACGCUCCUCGCCGACAUCGGGGAGAAGAUCCCCAGCAGAAUCAUCGCCGGCUGCGCAAGCUGCAGCACCAUAAAUGAUAGCGGGGACGGUUCCACCGUAGUGCGCGGCUUGAGGAUGGUGGACAAUCUGGAGAACAAGUACUGCACCGGCACCAUCGGCUGCUGCCAGGCUCCCUUCACCGUCGGCGGUGUGCCCAACAGCGUGCAGGCCGGGUUGCUUUAUAGUAGCCAUGCCGCGGAGCAGCGACUGCUGCCGGCGACUGUGUUCGUCGCGGAGGAAGGGUGGUGCGACGAGAACAUAUUGCUGCUGCGCGCCAACGGGCUCGAGGAGGCCCCCAUCCUCCUCGAUUGGAGCGUCACGCGGGGCCUGCCGCAACACAAAGGCUGCGACGAUGGCAUAGGCCGCAUGCCCUGCAAGAGCGAACGCAGCAGUUGCUUGUACGACGGACAAGUUGGUGGCUUUACAUGCCAAUGCGACGAUGGUUACGACGGCAACCCUUACCUAGCCGGCGGAUGUCAAGAUAUCGAUGAGUGCAAGCUCCCGCAUGAAGAGAGUAGGUGCUUCGGUGAAUGUAUCAACUCGAUCGGGUCAAUGGACUGCCGGUGCCCGCAUGGAACUUAUGGCAACCCUGUCAUAAAGGGUGGCUGCUUCAAGAUUUCUUUGGGUUUAAUCAUUGGUGUGUCUGUUGCUAGUGUCCCGACCCUCCUGCUUUUGGUUCUAGGUAUAAUAUUUGUAGUCCGUAAAAUUAAGCGGCAUAGAGUAGAAGUCUUGAAACAAAAGUACUUCAAGCAAAAUCGUGGGCAGUUGUUGCAGCAAAUGGUGCCCCAAAAGGCAGACAUUGCAGAAAGGAUGAUCAUACCAGUCAAUGAGCUUGCAAAGGCCACAAACAAUUUCGAUAGAGCUCGUGAGCUUGGUGGAGGAGGCCACGGUACUGUCUACAAAGGUAUCUUAUCAGAUCUACAUGUUGUAGCAAUUAAGAAGUCAAAAAUUACCGUCCAGAAAGAAAUAGAUGAGUUCAUAAAUGAGGUGGCAAUCCUGUCACAGAUUAACCAUAGGAAUGUGGUAAAACUCUUUGGAUGUUGCCUGGAGACUGAGGUCCCAUUGUUAGUUUAUGAGUUUAUUUCCAAUGGAACCCUUUACCACCAUCUUCAUGUUGAAGGACCAAGGUCACUAUCAUGGAGCAACAGGUUGAGGAUCGCAACUGAAGUAGCUACUUCGAUUGCCUAUCUUCACUCGGCAGUUUCAAUACCAAUAAUUCAUAGGGACAUAAAGUCUAGUAACAUACUUCUUGACGACACAUUAACAGCAAAAGUAUCAGAUUUUGGAGCUUCAAGGUACAUUCCAGUUGAGAAAACAAGAUUGACAACAAGGGUUCGGGGAACAAUAGGAUACUUGGAUCCUAUGUACUUUUACACCGGCCGCCUCACCGAGAAAAGUGAUGUCUACAGUUUUGGUGUAAUUCUCGUGGAGUUGCUCACUAGGAAGAAACCAUUUUCAUAUUUGACCACCGAUGGUGACGGCCUUAUUGCCCAUUUUGUUGGUCUAAUUGCUGAGGGAAACAUUGUCCAGAUAAUAGACCCACAAGUUAUAGAGGAGGGAGGCGAAGAAGUAGAAGAAGUUGCUGCACUUGCAGCAUCUUUUGUAAACCUGAGAGGUGAAGAAAGGCCAACGAUGCGACAGGUGGAACAUACACUAGAGGGCAUCCGUGGUUCCAAAAAGAAUAAGAAAGAUGAUACGGAAGCAGCAGAAUUUGAGAAUGAUAACAUUGGGAUUAACCAUCCAUCAUCAAACAGAGAAGGAAAAAAUUUUGAAACAUCAAGCCGAAGAUAUAGUUUGGAGCAGUCCAUGAUGAUGUCUGCAAGGUACCCUCGGUAGUAUGGAGCUAAAGCUUUGUCCUUUAUUUUUUAGAUAAUGAAAGAUUUGUCCUUUAUGCAUUAGCAUAAUAGAUUAGCUAACUUCUCCUAUCUGUAAUUUGGUGUGUGAUGAUAAUAUUUGCGGGAU